Molecule: messenger RNA, 3295 nt
Organism: Cloeon dipterum
Lineage: Eukaryota; Metazoa; Arthropoda; Insecta; Ephemeroptera; Baetidae
Product: serine/threonine-protein kinase pak-1-like
Exons: 18
Coding region: 326-3295 (989 amino acids)
Biological process (GO): regulation of MAPK cascade; intracellular signal transduction; regulation of axonogenesis
Cellular component (GO): cytoplasm
Molecular function (GO): protein serine/threonine kinase activity; ATP binding
Source: RefSeq, a predicted model, not a curated record
UUGGAGUUUGGAAUGAAUCAUACAGAUGUCACUGUCGCACAGUAUUGCAAAACUGUAAUGCAAGAAGUUCUGUGUACACGCUCCAGUCCCAGUCAUCGGUCAAAGCACAGAUGGUAACCGGUCCCGUUUAUAGGGAGUGGUAUUCGCCUAUUCGCCUGUUGUUUUUAGUUUAGUCAUUUAGUUUCCAAGAACUAGGCCAAAAUGCGUUGCUCCUCAUUUUUGAAUUGAACUUAAAGUAUAAAAUACCAAAGAACAGUUUUCGUUUCAUGCUGAGAAGUUGAAAUCUUUGAAGCAGCCGCCGUCCACGCUACAUCCACACAGCAAGAUGUCCUUCUUUAAAUUUGGCAAGUCGAAGAAAACGCCUUCCGAGAGCGGACCCUCGCAAAUUGGCUUCCCGACCAACGUCCACCACGAGUGGCAUGUCAGCCGAAACAAACAAACGGGACAACUGGAGGGCCUGCCUGACCAGUGGAUGACACUGCUCAACACGCAAAUUACGAAAGCUGAGCAGAAAGAAAACCCAGAUGCAGCGAUACAGGCGCUCAAGUUCUACAACUACUCCAUUAAGAAGAAGCCGGCCAACCUUUUCAAGCCUUUAGUCACAGAAAAUGCCAUCCCAGAGGAGUCGGAGGAGAUCGAGAAGCUGUUCAAGCAGAGGAGCGUGUCCGAUCACAGCUCGUCGUCGGAGGCGUCCGGCGACACGAGCCGCGAGCUCUCGCCGCCGCUGCCAAACUCGCAACCACCUGUUGCUCCGCCUCGAAAGUCGCCGCGCUCUGCCAAAAAGCAACAACAGGAUGAGCCCAUUUAUGACAACCUGAGGGACAUGAAGAAUUUGAAUUUGAACACAGAAGACCACAACGCAGACGAGCCUUCCCCCGUGGUGGUUCGCAAGAAGGAAAAAGCGACAAAGAUGACUGAUGAGGAGAUUUAUUACGAACUCCGGACGCUCUGCAACAGUGGCGACCCCUAUAAAAGAUUCAAUUUGAGCAAAGAACUUGGAUCAGGGGCGUCAGGGACAGUCUUCACUGCCAGAGACAAUCAAUCAAACCAGACCGUGGCCAUCAAGGACAUCGACAUGUCAAAGCAGCCGAGAAAGGAGCUGAUUCUCAACGAAAUCAAAGUGCUCAGAGACUUUAAUCACGAAAAUCUGGUCAACUUUCUCGACGCCUACCUCGUUAACGAUCAUCUUUGGGUUGUGAUGGAGUUACUUGAGGGCGGUCCCCUCACAGAUGUGGUCACCGAAACAGUCAUGAAGGAAGGCCAGAUUGCAGCAGUGCUCAGGGAGGUGCUCAAAGCCAUCAGUUUUCUGCACUCCAAGGGAAUCAUACACAGGGACAUAAAGUCAGAUAACGUGCUGCUGGGGCUUGAUGGAACAGUGAAAGUAACCGAUUUUGGAUUCUGCGCCAAUAUCAUCGGCGACGAAAAGCGACAGACGAUGGUUGGAACACCAUAUUGGAUGGCCCCAGAGGUAGUGACACGAAAGCACUACGGCAAGAAGGUGGAUAUCUGGUCGCUCGGAAUCAUGGCCUUUGAGAUGAUCGAAGGAGAGCCGCCAUACCUGAAAGAAACACCCCUCCGCGCCUUAUACCUCAUCGCUGCUAACGGGAAACCAAAAAUUCCCAGGUGGGACAGCUUGUCGCCAGUUUUCCAGGACUUCCUCAACAAAUGCCUUGAAGUGAACGUGGACGACCGCGCCGACGCGGACGAGCUACUUUGCCACAGAUUCCUGGACAACUGCAUGAAAUUGAACACGUUGACGCCGCUCAUCAAGGCUGCACAGAAGCUGCUCAGGAAAGGGCCCUACCAACUUGGAAAAGUUUCAAAAAUGUCGUUUCUGAUCAACAAACUGAACAAACUAUCGGCGAGGAAAUCAUCAACCGGGGCUACUCCAACUGCGCCGGUUGUCAUGAACAUUGGCAUUCCAACAAACGUGAACCGCGGCAUUCACGUCAAGCGAAAUGAAGAAACGGGCAAAUUAGAAGGACUGCCCUCAGAAUGGAUGUGUCUUUUAAACACGCAGAUUACUAAAGCGGAGCAGGAUGAAAAUCCGGAUGCGGCAAUCCAGGCGCUUAAAUAUUACAAUUACUCGAUUAAAAAGAAGCCGGGCAACAACAACAUGUUCAAACCGAUUAUCACGGAAAAAGCCAUCCCAGACGAGUCGGACGAAAUUGAAAAAAUGUUCCAAUGCGAUCCUGAAUCGGGUCCGUCCGAAGCCACGGAGCCCCCUGAAGAAAUAAAAAUUCCUGUUCCAGCCCCAAGGAGGCCUCCGUCUGCAACGGAGAACGAGGUAGAAGACGAGUCGCAAGAAUGUUUUUCUUUAGAAGAGCCAGAGAGCCAGCAGCCACAAGGUGAAACGCCGGUCACUGUGCGUAAAAAGGACAAAGUUUCGACCAAGCUGACUGAUGACGAAGUUUUGGCGGAGCUCAGAACUUUGUGCAACUGCGACGACCCGUUCAAAAAGUUCAACGUGAGCCAGGAGCUCGGCUCAGGGGCGUCAGGGACAGUUUUCUUUGCCAAAGACACGCAGUCGGAUCAGACAGUUGCAAUUAAAUUCAUCGAAAUGUCCAAACAGCCGAGGAAGGAGUUGAUUCUGAAUGAAUUAAAGGUUCUCAAGGAUUUUAAUCAUGAGAAUCUGGUCAACUUUCUGGACGCCUACUUUGUCAACAAUAACCUUUGGGUCGUAAUGGAGCUCUUGGAGGGUGGUCCCCUUACAGAUGUGGUCACAGAAACGGUCAUGAAGGAGGGCCAGAUUGCAGCAGUGUCCAAGGAGGUUUUGAAAGCCAUCAGCUUCCUGCAUUCUAAGGGAAUAAUUCACAGGGAUAUCAAAUCGGACAACGUCCUGCUGGGAAUUGACGGAACUGUGAAGGUGACCGAUUUUGGUUUUUGCGCCAACAUCACAGGCGACGAAAAGCGGCAGACGAUGGUCGGGACGCCUUACUGGAUGGCUCCUGAGGUUGUGACGAGGAAACAGUACGGCAAGAAGGUGGACAUCUGGUCCAUUGGCAUCAUGAUCAUCGAAAUGAUCACCGGCGAGCCUCCGUAUUUGAAGGAAACGCCGCUUCGCGCUUUAUACCUGAUUGCAGCCAACGGAAGACCGGAAAUUAAGAAGUGGAACACUCUCUCGCCUCAGUUACAAAGUUUUAUCGGCAAGUGUUUGGAGGUGAACGUUGAAAACCGCGCGGACGCAGAGGAGCUCCUCGCGCAUGACUUUAUGAACAAGUGCAUGAAACUCAAUUCGUUGACUCCGUUGAUAAAAGCCGCGCAGAAAAUUCUGCGAAAAGGAGCUUUCCAGUAA